Chiloscyllium plagiosum (whitespotted bambooshark) is the source of this 1188-nucleotide messenger RNA. RefSeq names its product transcription factor HES-5-like. Lineage: Eukaryota; Metazoa; Chordata; Chondrichthyes; Orectolobiformes; Hemiscylliidae. Gene Ontology annotation, molecular function: protein dimerization activity; DNA binding. Gene Ontology annotation, biological process: regulation of DNA-templated transcription. The record is from RefSeq and is a predicted model, not a curated record.
AUAGCGUAGCAGGACCCCUUCCCUCAGCAGCGUCUCUCCAGCCGAUCCCAGUCUCAAAGCUAACUGCGGCGCAGUCUGCUCCAAAAGAAUGGCUCCUAAAACCUCCGGAGGUAGUCCAAAGGAAUAUUCCGAGGAAAAGAUCACACGAAAGGAGAAGUACAAGUUAAUGAAGCCAAUUAUCGAGAAAAAGCGCCGAGAUCGCAUCAACAGCAGCAUUGGGCAACUCAAGGCUUUAUUGAGGGAAGAAUUUCAGAAUCAGGAGCCCAACAUGAAAAUGGAGAAAGCUGACAUCUUAGAGAUGACCGUGAAUUACCUGAAACUGCAUAACCAGAGAAUGUUCACAGUGACCUACAGCAAGAGCCUCACCCAGAAUUUUAAAGAAGGCUAUUCCCGCUGUCUGCAGGAGAUUCAGCAUUUCAGCUUCUCCCCGGAGGGCACAAGCGACGUGCAGAACAAGCUGGUGAACUAUUUGCACAGAGCUCAGGAGCCGGCUAAGGGCCUGUGUUACCCACUUCCUCCCAUUCAGCUUCCAGUCUGUCAACCGGUAACCAAGCAAGAACUGAAACCCAGCGUCACAGUGCUCUGGAGACCCUGGAAGUGCCUUGAGUGUAUGCUGAUGUACCAGUAUGCAGACGAGUGUCAUAGAGUGCCUUGCAUUAUCGUGAGUUUUUCAACAUUUAAAGAUCAAUCGGUUCGAUUAUUCCUUGUGUAUUGUUAGUGUGACAGAUAUUUUACUCUAUUCCAUUUCGUAAUGUUCCCUGCGUAUUACAGGAAUUUGCUGCUUGUAUUAUCUCCUGCACAUUGAUGCAAAUUCUUCUUUGGCUAUCUAAAUGCUAGGAGAAAAUGAGGACUGCAGAAGUGCUUAUGCCCGUUAUGUAGAUUCUCCUGCUCCUCGAUGCUGCCUGGCUGGCCGUGCUUUUCCAGCACCACAUUCUUCGUCUCCUAUCUAAUGCCCUUGCCCUGUAACAAUGCGGGAUAUGAAUCAAGCCUCAAUCCCAAGUUUCACUGUAUAUUGCAUUGUAACAAUGCUGAUCUAAAUAUAUUCCUCUAUUCAUGGUUCUGGUUGUAAAUAUGUCCUAUCUAUACUGAUGGUGAAUCCAUGCACAAGCUAUAAUCACAAUCCUAUGUUAAAAUCGUUAUUUCAUUGUAACAAUGCUAAUUCUGAAUAAAUGAUUGCAUUGACAAUUC